Molecule: messenger RNA, 2901 nt
Organism: Triticum urartu
Lineage: Eukaryota; Viridiplantae; Streptophyta; Magnoliopsida; Poales; Poaceae
Source: RefSeq, a predicted model, not a curated record
AGAGGAGAAUGAUGAGUACGAGGAGGAUGACAACGAAGUUGAUCUCCAUGACAACAAUGUGGGUGAUCUCGACCAAUAUCAUGUGCAAGAGACAAUGGACCAAUCCAUCCCUUUUUCCCGUGCAUAUGCAUCGGACUCGGAUGACGAUGGUCCCGAUGAAGAAGUUGAUGAGGAGGGGUUCACACCGAAGGAGGCCCAAGCAUUCAAGAAGGUAUUCGGGCGGGAUCACAAGACACCAUUGUUUAAGGAUCUUAGUCUCGCGGAUGAAGCCGUUGUGGAUGGUGGCAAAUGCAUAUCUCUUGGAGCUAGGCCAAGUUCUCACCGUGAUUUGGAAGACGGGAAGAACGGGAUAUAUCCCGGUUGUGAGUCAAUCCUUCUUGGAAUUGAAGAUGUGGCUCGACAACUACUCGGUUACGCAUUAUCGUCCACAUAAAGUGACCAACUCAGACGUCAAUGUGCGUUACACGGUCAAAUGUGAAGUGCCAAGUUGUCCAUGGAUUGUGCGUGCAAGGCCAUGGAAAGGAGGUCCCACUUGGCGCAUAGUGAGUUGUCUACCAAAUCACAUGUGCCGGCACAAGAAUGCGGAUGACAAGCUUGUGUACCAACAACACAGACAACUCACGUCCGAGUUCAUCGCUUAUAGGCUUUCCAACCAAAUAUCCACACUUCCAACAAUGAGCAUCAAGAGUGUCAUUGACCUUGUGAAAGCCAUCUUUCAUUACAAGGUGAAGUACGGCAAGGCAUGGAAGGCAAAGCAAGCCGCAUUCAAGAUGUUGUAUGGCAAUUGGGAGGAAGCAUACAACCGACUCCCUAGGUUGUUGUUAGCUAUGGCCACCACAAACCCAGGCAUGGUUCACGUGGUUGAGCCUCAUGGGCACCAAACAUUGAUUCACAACGGGAGGACCGUCCGAGUAUUUGGCCGUGCAUUUUGGGCCUUUGAGCAAUGCAUGAGGGCUUUUGAGCAUUGUCGGCCCGUCAUCGCCAUUGAUGGCACGUUCUUGACUGGACAAUACAAGGGCACUUUAUUGGUUGCAAUAGCAAAUGAUGCCAAUAAUCGGGUGUUGCCUUUGGCUUUCGCUUUGGUUGAGGUGGAGAACAAUGAUAACUGGGAGUGGUUCUUGCGUCAAUUGAGAACAAGGGUAUUACCGGCUGAAAGGGAAAUUUAUGUCAUAUCGGAUCGCCAUCCAGGAAUUCUAAAUGCGGUGGUGGUUGACAUUCCCGGACAUAGAAAGUUGCACCAUCGAUGGUGCAUGAGGCACUUUUGUGCAAACUUCUAUAGGGCAUGUGGUAUCAAGGAGUUGGCCGAUGAUCUUCAAGAUUGUUGUCUCGCUUUCACCAACAAGCGGUUUGCCACAUUGUUCAAUGCAUUGCUCAGACACAAGAAACUUGACCCCGGUGGUCAUGAAUUUCUCAGUAAAAACAUUGUCGAAAGGAAUAUGUGGGCACGUGCUUUCGAUGAAGAUGGCCGGAGGUACGGUCAAAUGACAAGCAAUAUGGCAGAAUGCUUCAAUAAGGUGCUCAAGGGUGUACGUGCAUUACCCGUGACGGCAAUAGUUCAAUACACAUUUGACAAGAUGAAUGGAUACUUUUUGAAGUAUUCAAUGGAGACGGAUAAGCAGAUUGCUGGUGAGAACAAGGAUAAGCACAAGUAAUAUUUCCCACCAAAGGUUGAAGAAUGGUUGGACUUUCAAUCACGAAAGGCAGACUCCCAAGAAGCUAUACUAUAUGACGACAACGAGUGGAAGUAUGAGGUGAAAGAGCCUAGAGGAACCACAAACGAUGGCCACCAACACGGAGGCCGUGCUUUCAAGGUCUCCCUAACACGGUGUGAUUGCAGCUGCAUGAGGCCAUCGUUGCUUCAUCUCCCAUGCUCGCACUUGUUAAAUGCAGCCCGUGUUAGGAAUGUGGACGUCAAUCACCCUCUUACCGUGAGGGAGUCCGAGUUCUCAAUGAUGACGGUAAAGAAUACAUGGGCUCCCCGGUUUCAGCCAUACUUGGACCAAUCACAAUGGCCGGAGUAUCAUGGAGUUCAACUAUGGCCGGACCCGGAAUUGAAGGUCGUUAGACGGGGAAGACGUAAGACAAAGCGUCUUAGAGGUGACAUGGACGGAUGGGGCCGUGGUGGCGGUGGAGAAUACGGCACCGGCCAAUUCCAAGAGCCUCGUGAGCAAUCCCGUUGUGGGGACUGCAGUCAUGGGGGACACAACACAAGAACUUGUCCCAAAUCAAGAAAAAGAUCAAAGAAAAAUGAUGCAAGCACAAGCCAAGCAAAUGAUAGCCAACCAAGUCAACCAAGGAGUAGCCAACCAAGUCAAACAAGCCAACGAGGCACUAGGCAACAAAGAGGUCGUGGUGGUGGUAGAGGCCGUGGUGAUGGUCUUGGCCGUGGUGAAGGCCUAGGCCGUGGUGAUGGUCUAGGCCGUGGUGGUGGUGGUAGAGGCUGUGGUGAAGGCCUAGGCCGUGGUGAUGGUCUUGGCCGUGGUGGUGGCAGAGGCCGUGGUGGUGGUCUAGUCUGUGGUGGCGGUAGAGGCCAUGGUGGCGGUAGAGGCCGUGGUGGUGGUCUAGGCCGUGGUGGUGAUCUUGGCCUUGGCGGCGGCCGUGGUGAAGCAAUGUUCACUUGGCUCAAUGGACCAUUGCCGUAUGGAAACAAUGAAGGGGGUGGAGGACACGAAGGCGGAAGGUGAGCUCCCUUGGUGGUCGGAGGAGGGAGAAGAAGAAGAAGAUUGGACAACUCUAUUGCUAUGUGUGUAUGAGUAUGUGAUUUGGAUAUGAUUAUGUGCCAUCUAUGUGAAUCACAAAACAUAAAAAUCACUUUGUAUAUGAAAAUAGCAGAUAGUGCAGCGCCUAAGGCCGAGGCGCUGCACAUUACAGUGCAGCGCCCCUCCCUUAGGCAACAGAACC